Molecule: messenger RNA, 738 nt
Organism: Ipomoea triloba (trilobed morning glory)
Lineage: Eukaryota; Viridiplantae; Streptophyta; Magnoliopsida; Solanales; Convolvulaceae
Exons: 3
Coding region: 1-738 (245 amino acids)
Biological process (GO): telomere maintenance; DNA repair
Molecular function (GO): DNA helicase activity
Source: RefSeq, a predicted model, not a curated record
AUGGCACGUCCUGAAAUUGUAUGGGAGAAGGUGUGGACACAUCUGGCUAAUGAUGCUCAACAUACUCGUAGGAGAUUAUUAAACUUGCAAGAUAUAUUUCUAACUGAUGAAGAGAAAAUGAAUUUUGCGCUAAUGGAAGUGUCAAAGCUUUUAUUAGUCUAUAACAAGACUUUGAUAGAUUUUCCAAACAUGCCGGUAAUUAAUGAAGCAAGCCAUGUUCAUGUGGAAAAUCGGUUGUUGUGGGAAGAGUUAGCAUAUGACCGUGCUAGGGAAAAUGAGGGGAGUCAACGGCUUAAGGAGAGACUUACAGAAGAACAAAAAGCAAUAUAUGAUGCCGUUAUCAACGAUAUUGAUUCCAAUAAUGGUGGACUGUUUUUUGUUUAUGGGUAUGGUGGUACAGGAAAGACAUUUUUGUGGCGUGCGCUCUCUUCUUAUAUUAGAGCAAAAGGCGAAAUUGUUAUCAAUGUGGCAUCGAGUGGGAUAGCAUCUUUACUUCUUCCGGGUGGCAGGACUGCACAUUCAAGGUUUUCAAUACCAAUCUCUGUCAAUGAAGAUUCUACGUGCAAUAUAAAUCAAGGCAGUCAAUUAGCUGAACUCAUCGUUCAUGCAAAACUAAUAAUUUGGGAUGAAGCACCGAUGAUGCACAAACAUUGUUUUGAGGCGUUGGAUAAAACAAUGAGAGAUUUGUUAAGUGGUGCCAAAGGGUUCAAGACAGGACAUUGUUUCUGCAACAAUUAA